CCGCCUCUUCCUUCUCCUCCUCCUCCUCCUCUUUUCCUUACCCCCCUCCCCCGUCGCCACUGGUUCCUCUUCUGCUCCUUGUGUUGGUUUAUUCUUACAAGAAUCAGAACCAUGUCUGCGGAAAAACGAAAAAUUACAAAACUGACUGCUAGCAGUCCCGGGGAAAUUACGUUUGGGAAACUGCUCACAGGCAACAAGUUUGUUAACCCCGAGCAGAUUGGUUAUGUAGGAUUUGCCAAUCUUCCCAACCAGGUUCACAGGAAAUCUGUGAAGAAGGGUUUUGAGUUUACUCUACUUGUGGUUGGGGAGUCUGGCUUAGGAAAAUCUACUCUGGUCAACAGUUUAUUUCUGGCUGACCUUUACCCCGAGAGACACAUCCCAUCGGCCUCUGAGAAAAUCACUCAGACUGUCAAGAUUGAUGCCUCGACAGUAGAAAUUGAAGAACGUGGAGUGAAGUUGAGGUUAACAGUGGUCGAUACUCCUGGUUUUGGGGAUUCUUUAAACUCCGAAGACUGUUUCACGCCAAUUAUUGAAUAUAUUGAUGAACAAUUUGAGCGCUACCUCCAUGAUGAAAGUGGUCUAAAUAGACGACAUAUCAUUGACAACAGAGUCCACUGUUGCUUCUACUUCAUCAAUCCAUCUAGUCAUGGCCUGAAACCUUUGGAUAUUUCAUUCAUGAAAGCUGUUCACCACAAAGUCAACAUUGUCCCAGUCCUUGCCAAGGCUGACACACUCACCAAAAAAGAAGUCUUGAAUCUAAAGAGAAAAGUAAUAGAACCAUUAAAAACUAUUUUCAUAGUUUUUUUUGAGGGCGUCACUCCCUCCCCUUGUUGCCAAGUGGCUGAUUUCAUUUAUAUUUGCAAUGUGGUUAUUUUACAGGAAGCAGUGCCUUUUGCUGUUGUCGGUUCAAGUGAAUCUUUCGAGGUUAAUGGGAAAAAGGUGCGAGGUCGUCGUUACCCCUGGGGAGUUGUGGAGGUAGAAAACCCCGAUCACUGUGAUUUUAUUAAACUAAGAACAAUGUUGAUGUGGAUGCCUUUCCUGUCACUAACUCCUACCCUUUGCUUCAAACAAGAAAUACAUUAUGAAAACUUCCGAGCUGAGAAGUUAGCCGGUGGUAAAGUAGUUAAACAACGAACCAGUCGAAGUGGUGUGCAACAGCCUGAAGUUACUGAUCGUGAACAAGCUUUAAUGGAGAAGGAGGCUGAGCUCCGUCAGAUGAAAGAGAUGUUGGCCAAAAUGCAGGCAGAAAUGGCAGCUCAGAAAACCGGUAACAGUCCUGUCAGCAACCAUCAGCCAAGACAAAAUGGUGAAGUCAAGUCCCAGAAUGUCUGAUCUGAUUUACUCAGCUCAAUCCAUUCAAACCUUUGACUGAUGCUGAAAAAAAAAAGACUUCUCCCUCCCCCUCUCUCUCUCUCUCUUUCUCUCACUCAAUUCUCUUCUUCCUUUGGAUCAAUUCCACCAAAGAACUGUCAAAUGGUUGUUGGUCAGUGUUUCUUGUUAUUACCAUUUUUUUUUUUGUUCUAUUUCUUGUCUCCCAACAAAACAACUUAUUUCUCCUAAUCCUUGAAUCUUUUUUUUUCUUUUUACUGAUAACAUAUGUAUGUAUAUAUACACACAUACACACAUAUACACAUAUAUAUAGAUAUAUAUUUUGUGCCCUGACCUCCACCACAAAAUAUGCACUGCCAACUCUGGAAAACUUAGACAAACCAAUGUCGCAGCUCGCCCACAUUGAUGACAAAAUCCAUAGACAUUUUUUGAUCAACUUAUUUUGAGAAAAUGGAACCAGAGCAGCCCUUUUUAUUUUUCAACUUACUUUCUCUGUUUCAUGUGUUUGUUUUUAAUCGUAUUGCUUUUAUAAAGGACGGGGGACGGCAGAAUAAGUAAUGUGUUGGACAAAGUACCUCAUGGUAUUUAAGUCCCCUUACCAACUUCAAAUCCUGUCUGGUUGGCUUUUCUUUUGCUCCUUUCAGGGGGUUGAUAAAAAUAAUGUAGUGCCAGUCAUGUGCUGCAAAAAAGAAAAAAAAAAACGAAUGUACUCGACUGUGCCCUUGUGCGCAAUUUAGAAACUGGGACUGGCCUUAAGUAGAAGACUGGAACAAAUGUAGUAGACUUGGUUUGACCUUUCAUCCUCGUACGAAAGGUCACUAAAACAGAAACCAGGAAAUAUACUCAGACUGUAUUGUGUGGGGGAUGGCAGUUUGAAAUCGAUGAAAUGUGUGCCUCUCUUUUCAAAAGUUGGGUCUCCUGCUCACAACGAGAGACCCUAACUAAUUCUAUUACUACAACAACAACUAAUAGUGCAGUUAUCACGACCGCUAUUAAAGGCUGCAAGUUGGAAGAAUCGUCAAUGUCAGAAGAAAAACCUGGUGGUGUUUCCUCCAGUUUUUUUUUUUUUUUUACAUUCUGUGUUCCGAUCCCAA
Molecule: messenger RNA, 2423 nt
Organism: Octopus bimaculoides (California two-spot octopus)
Lineage: Eukaryota; Metazoa; Mollusca; Cephalopoda; Octopoda; Octopodidae
Product: septin-2B
Source: RefSeq, a predicted model, not a curated record